Rodentolepis nana is the source of this 660-nucleotide messenger RNA. The record is from the annotation of a GenBank genome assembly. Lineage: Eukaryota; Metazoa; Platyhelminthes; Cestoda; Cyclophyllidea; Hymenolepididae.
AUGACGGAGAAUAUUUUUCUUUUUGUUCCGAACCUUAUUGGCUAUGCCAGGAUACUUCUUCUAAUAGCCUCUUGUUGGUAUAUGCCUUCAAAUCCAAUUCGAGCAAUCAUAACUUAUUUUCUCUCGGCACUUCUUGAUGCGGUCGAUGGUCAUGCUGCUAGAUUUCUUAAUCAAAGUACAAAAUUUGGUGCCAUGCUUGAUAUGCUGAGCGAUCGUUGUACAACAAUGUGCUUGCUCUUUGUUCUUGGAACAUUUUAUCCCCGUUGUCUGUUCCUUUUCCAAAUUUCAGCAACAAUCGAUAUUGCCAGCCAUUGGCUACAUGUUCACUCAUCCAUUCAGGGCGGUUCCAGCAGUCAUAAGGCGAUAGAUCUUACUGGAAAUCCACUUCUUCGAGUCUAUUAUACUAAUAGGAAGGUUUUGUUUGGAAUGUGUGCAGGAAACGAGUUGUUCUACGGUAUGCUCUACCUACUCCACUUCUUUGAAGGUCCCAGAUUUCUCGGGUUGGGAGUCUUCUAUUGGCUUCUCUUUUUGAGUCUGCCGAUUGCUCUUCUCAAGACCUUUAUCAGCCUCGUUCAUCUCUACGCUGCGUCUGUCAAUAUUGCUGGCUUGGAUGUUAUCGACCGCAGAAAUCUCCAAUUAAGUCAGGAGAAAAGUCAUUGA